GACUGUAACCGUCCUAUGGCCCAAAAACAUGCUGUACUGCAGGAACAACGCAGACAACUACCGAUAGCAAAAGGGAAAGAUGCAAUAGUACGAGAAAUACGUGAAAAUGAUGUCACGAUUCUUCUCGGGGAGACAGGAUCUGGCAAGACAACUCAGGUCCCUCAAUAUCUCUUAGAAUCUGGAAUAGCUGGUCAAGGCGUGAUUGCUAUUACACAGCCUCGAAGAGUGGCUGCAACGUCUUUGGCAGCCCGUGUCGCUGCAGAGCAGAAUGUUUCUUUGGGUGGCUUAGUCGGUUAUUCUGUCCGUUUUGACGAGUCAUUCGGCACUGAAACGCGCAUCAAAUAUGUCACCGACGGCAUGCUUGUGCGUGAGCUUCUAUCCGAUCCUCUGCUGUCUCGCUACAGCGUGAUAGUAGUGGACGAGGCCCAUGAACGGACCAUACGUACAGAUUUUUUGAUCACGAAUCUCAAAACCAUUCAAGCACAUAGGAAUGCUGCCAUUGACCAGAAGGGAAAGGCCCUGGCUUCAAAACUCAAUCCUCUAAAAAUUGUCAUCAUGAGCGCUACUCUGGACGCCGAGAAAUUCAGCCGUUUUUAUAACAACGCCAGAAUCUUAUAUGUCAAAGGGCGACAACAUCCUGUUAAAAUUUUCCAUACUGCAGUCAGCCAAUCUGACUAUGUGGAUGCUGCCCUUCGUACCUUCUUUCAAAUUCAUAUUGACCAGCCCCCUGGCGAUGUUCUUAUAUUCUUGCCGGGUCAAGAAGACAUCGAGAGCCUGGACAAAUCAUUAAAGUUAUAUGCACAAAGACUUCCUAAAGAGCGCAUGGGUGUACUAAUAUGUCCUAUGUAUGCGGCCCUACCACCAAAUCAACAGGCAAAGAUAUUCUCUAGCACUCCCCCAGAUUUUCGCAAAUGCAUCAUGGCUACUAAUAUCGCUGAAACAUCUAUCACUAUUCCGGGAGUAAGGUACGUGAUUGAUACCGGAAAAUGUAAAGAAAAACGUUAUCUCACUCGCGACACGGGAGGAGGGUUCGAUACCCUUUUGACUCGAGAUGUCACGCAGUCCUCGGCAAUGCAACGAGCUGGCCGCGCUGGUCGUGAAGGACCUGGUUUUUGUUUUCGACUGUACACUGAAGACGCCUUUAGCUCAAUGGCAGUUUCCGCAGAGCCAGAGAUCCGUCGGUGUAGCCUUACAACUAGUUUGCUCCAGCUGAAGUGCCUCGGCCAAGACCUGGAAUCAAUGGACUUUUUAGAUAGGCCGGAUAUGGAAGCUAUUUUUGCUGCCCUCAAGACUCUUUUUCUUUUAGGAGCUUUGGACAAGGCUAAGGCAUUGACUAGUUUGGGUCGGGAGAUGGCAUCUUUUCCUUUGGAGCCCUACCUGGCGAAGGUCGUACUUGCGUCUCGAAGUCAUGGAUGUACUUCGGAGGUUCUGGACAUCGUUUCGCUCUUAUCGUCGUCAUCCAAGUUAUUCACCGACGUGUCUGACCAGCGUGAAACCAUAGCUGAAGCACGAAGGAAAUUUCGUCAUAAUAGUGGUGAUCAUAUGACUAUGCUCAAUGUUAUGCGAUCGUACCAAGAGGUAGCAGCAGUAGAACUUAAAAAUGGUCGAAAGGAGUGGUGUCGCCAACACUUUGUAAACGAGCGUACACUCGCAGAAGCACUCAAGAUCCGAGAGCAGCUACGUUUAACGUGCCAGCGCCAUGGGGUAGAUUGGCAUUUCUCGUGUAAAGAUACUGAUGAACCAAUUCUACGAUGUUUUGUGCUUGGUCUUGCUCAGCACUCGGCUUUCCUUCAACCCGAUGGGUCUUACAAACAAACUAUGGGUCACGCGAUAAUCAAAAUUCACCCGAGCUCGACGUUGUGUGACAAGAAAGCACCUGCCAUCAUAUUUGAUGAACUAGUCUAUACAAGUCAGAUAUAUGCACGAGGUGUAUCCUCUGUGCCGAAAAGCUUCUUUAUGGAUGAUGCUACUAUCAUGAUGUCGUCGAAAGGGAUCUAGAAUACCAAUUGUUUACCACCUUCACACAUUAGGUUGACUAGAAUAAGAGGAUUAAUAGAGAACCCUGAAAGGAUCAAAGUGUACGUUUAUUAGGAUGUCGUAAUGAAGUUGAACUAGUGAUGUUGUUCGGCGACAUACGUGAGGCCUGAGUGAGGUGCGACAUUCGGGUUAAUUAUGUCUUCCUUCUUUUAUUCACAUUGCCGCCUUCCCCUUCUGCCUCGCGUUUAUUUUUCAUGCCUGCAAUCCGCAUAUGACCCUUUCGCCUUUCUUUUUCUUUCUCUUCUUUUUUACCUUCCUCUUUUGCUACUUUCUUUUUAUGUCCUUCUCUCCUCUCGUGCUGCUUUUCUUUGCGCCGUGCUACCUGGUCCUUUCGUAACGCUCGAAUCUGCUGUAGCAAAGCAACUGCUUUCUUUUCCUCUGGCUCUCUGAUAACCGCCCGUUUUUGCAGAUACGUCUGUCGACGCUGAGGCUUCAUAAUUUUCGGUUUUGAUGCAUAUGGUAAUGCUGCCUGCAGUUUCUUAGGGAUUCUUAGAGCGUUGAAACGCCGUGCAGGGCGAUCUACAGGCUUGUAAGUCGAGUUUACAUUGAGAUGCGUCUUCAAGCCUUCGUCUUGACGUAUUUGUCCUGUCAAACGCAUUCCUGCCCAACGAUCCUUGUCGGAUAACAGUAAGGAUGUCACAGGAUUAUAGAAUUUUCGAGGCUCAAUGGAGUACCAAGCACGUAGGAAGAUAAUAUCUGUACAAUUAUCA
Molecule: messenger RNA, 2747 nt
Organism: Serpula lacrymans var. lacrymans S7.9
Lineage: Eukaryota; Fungi; Basidiomycota; Agaricomycetes; Boletales; Serpulaceae
Exons: 11
Coding region: 16-1998 (660 amino acids)
Cellular component (GO): catalytic step 2 spliceosome; intracellular anatomical structure
Molecular function (GO): ATP binding; RNA binding
Source: RefSeq, a predicted model, not a curated record